Oreochromis aureus is the source of this 930-nucleotide messenger RNA. Its product is annotated as olfactory receptor 10A3-like. The transcript has a single exon. Bases 1 to 930 code for a protein of 309 amino acids. The record is from RefSeq and is a predicted model, not a curated record. NCBI's taxonomy places the organism in Eukaryota, Metazoa, Chordata, Actinopteri, Cichliformes, Cichlidae. Gene Ontology annotation, molecular function: olfactory receptor activity; G protein-coupled receptor activity. Gene Ontology annotation, cellular component: membrane. Gene Ontology annotation, biological process: G protein-coupled receptor signaling pathway.
AUGAAAAAUUCCACACAGCUUUCAGAUUUCAUACUUGGCGCCUACUUUGACGGUGGGCCUUUCAGGUCAUUAUAUUUCACUAUAGUAAUGUCUCUGUAUGUGUUUAUAUUUGGAUCUAACCUCCUGCUGAUUGUGGUUAUCUGUGUGAACAGAAGCUUACAUGAACCUAUGUACAUGUUUCUGUGCAGCCUGUUUGUGAAUGAGCUGUAUGGUAGUACAGGGCUGUUUCCGUUCCUCCUGAUUCAGAUCCUCUCUGAUGUUCACACUGUUUCUGCUCCUCUGUGCUUCCUGCAGGUUUUCUCUGUCUACUCUUAUGGAAGUGUAGAGUUUUUAAACUUAGCCGCCAUGUCUUAUGACAGAUACCUUGCUAUCUGUUGUCCUCUGCAAUACAACGAACUGAUGACAGCUAACAAAGUUACCAAACUCAUUGUAGCGAUAUGGUCACCACCACUUCUUGUGAAUUUCCUGACACUGCCUUUGAUCGUUCCUUUAAAACGGUGUGGAAACAUUAUAAACAAAGUGUACUGUGACAACCAUUCCAUCGUGAAGCUGGCCUGCUCUGACACCACACUGAAUAACAUCUAUGGUCUCACUGUUAGUGCCUUGUCAGUCUUUGGGCCUUUAAUUGUAAUCCUGUACACCUACAUGAGGAUCCUUAAAGUCUGUUUUUCUGGAUCCAAACAGACCCGACAGAAAGCCGUCAGCACCUGCACGCCUCACCUCGCUUCUCUGCUCAACUUCUCCUUUGGAGCCUGCUUUGAAAUACUGCAGAGCAGAUUUAACAUGAACAGUUCACCAAAUAUGUUGAGGAUAUUUCUAUCACUUUACUUUCUAACAUGCCCACCACUCUUUAACCCUUUAAUGUAUGGACUGAAUCUCUCCAAAAUCCGUGUAACAUGUAAAAAUCUUAUAACACAUAGAACUUGUUAG